Molecule: messenger RNA, 2358 nt
Organism: Ornithodoros turicata
Lineage: Eukaryota; Metazoa; Arthropoda; Arachnida; Ixodida; Argasidae
Product: organic anion transporter 3-like
Exons: 1
Coding region: 113-2227 (704 amino acids)
Biological process (GO): transmembrane transport
Cellular component (GO): membrane
Molecular function (GO): transmembrane transporter activity
Source: RefSeq, a predicted model, not a curated record
ACAGCCGCCAUCCAAUCCCAUGCGAUCAUGAUGCGCGUGUACACGCAAUCGUGCAAUCGUGCGCGUGCGAUCGUUCAAAGCAAAUCACGAGUGCAUCUGAUUACUCGCAGUCAUGUCUUCGAAGCAGUCGAGGUCCUUGGAAUCCUUUUACUCGCUAGGGCCGAAAGGUGCUUCGGCUCGGCCGUCGAAAGCGUCUAGCAGCAGCGUAAGAGGAUCCUUCACUUCAGAAUCUUCUCGCUCUUUAAGUCCACACGCACCGAAGAGGGACGUUGGAACCAUAACACAGCGCGCGCCGGCAGCAACGGGACUCGAGACUAAACCUGGAGUACCAUUCGGCCGAAUGGCCCUUCCAUCGUCUCAAUCAUUGCCAGCCCUCCCGUUUACCAGCGGGAGACCCGCGAUUCAGGGUCCCACGAGCUUGGCAGCAGCACACGAAGAACCAAGAAGCACCCUAAUAACGGCACAGCGAAGCCCAUCCCAACAGAGCGCGAGCAGUGUAAGCCAACACCUGGACGAACACGACCAACUGGAACAAGCUACCAUCUACGGCCACGGCCUCUACCAGCGUGCUAUCCUCUUCAGCAGCGUCUUGUCCCUGGUGGUUCUUCUAUGUCACAGCUCUGCCUUCAGGGUCAUAGCGCGCGGCGUUGACUUCUGGUGCGCGCGGCCUCCGUCCUUACAGAACCUCAGCGUUGCGGAGUGGAAGAACUUCGCUAUCCCUUUCGAACCGGACGGCAGCCGCAGCCGUUGCAAAGUGUACGACGACCCGUUUGGACAGAACAAGACAGCGAUAGAGUGCACAACCUGGGAAUACGAAAGCCUGUCCCUUUCCAUCGUCAGCACCUGGAACCUAGUGUGCAGCAGAGAAUGGCGGUUGCGAUUAGCAGCUCUCACGUACACGAUGGGAGCCGUGAUAGCCGCGCCGCUUAUGGGGAUCGUUGCCGAUAAGAUCGGACGUCGGCCCGUCAUCUGUAUCGCCGUCGGUGUACUGCUGUUCGCGAGCUUCGUAACAUGUCUCGCUACUGACAUCACGGUUUUCGUGUGCGCCCGCUGCGUCGUAUCGGGAUGCGCCAGUACUAUCUUUGUAACCACCUUUGUCCUGCUGCUCGAAGUAACGGAUGCCGAACACCGCGCGUUAUAUUGCAUCGUCUCGACAUCGCUGGCGAUCACCGUGACGAGCACUCUGUUCUUUGUGCUCGAAGAGUUCCAGCGCAUUCGGUGGCGCAUCGCGCAGGCCAUCUUCGUGGGGAUAACCUGCCUGCUCGUUUCCUCCCUUUACAUCGAUGAAUCUCCUCGCUGGCUGCUCGCGACAUGUAAGUUUACGCAGGCAGAAAAAGCUAUCCUUUGGGCAGCCAAAGUGAAUGGUGUGCGGCUCGAAAGAGUUCGGACGCGCUGCUCAAGGUUGAAAACGGCAAUACUCAAGAAUGAAGAGUAUCUGAAGGUUACACCAUUAGCGCUGUUCACUUACCCGCUUCUGCGAGUACGCUGCAGUUUGCUGUUCCUCUGCUGGUUCGUCAUUGUCUUCAGCUUCCACGUAUUCAAGGCGCCAGUCGGUGUCGAGAAAGAAGAACGAUGGGCCAAAAUCGCCAGCGUCGCUGCUCCGGGUCCUCUGAUCGCAGUCGUCUAUUGCGCUAUGCGUACAAAAGGCCGUAAGACCACGAUCGCGAUUGCCUUGGGACUCUUGGGCUGUUGUAGCUCAGCGUUACUAUUCAGAUACCCCCCGAGCCUACGACACCUCACAAACUUCUUUUUGGUGACAGCUAGGGUGACGACAUACAUUGCCACGGCCGUGAACUACAUCUACGCUGCCGAGAUGUUCCCAACGGUUUUACGCAGCGUCGGCGUCUGCACCGCCUACUUUUUCGGCAGGUUGGGAGCUGCGACCGGUAAUGCGCUGACGCAAGUCAAUGUAUCUCCGCAAGUCACACUGGCAGUACUGACAGUCUUGGUGUUGGUUGCGGAGCUGGCGCUGAUUAAACUGCCGGAGACACGUUCUGCACCACUAGUCAACACCAUAAGACAGCUAGAGACUCAAGACUACAAGAAGUACCUGAAAGAUACCUUGCCUGAAAGUUAUGGCAGAGUGCCUUCCAGAGGUACGAAAUCUGGCGAGUCGAUGCCGUUGACUCCGUUAUGGUCACCGAUCGUGGGAUCUCACGUUCCUGGAAGCCUAAUCAGCCCUCGGGAGAUCUAUGCGACUCCUGCUUCUGGAUUAUCCCGCGAAUGAGGGUUUUCCACGUGAUAUUGUGUGUCAUACAUAUAUAUUUAGCGAUAAUGUUACGUCGAGACGAGAUAAUAGUGCAUGCCAAUGAAGAGACUUUGUCGUGUGUGAUGAAAAUAAACCCGAUUAUAAAUUUC